Messenger RNA from Colletotrichum chrysophilum, 1416 nucleotides. RefSeq lists its product as uncharacterized. The transcript has a single exon. Lineage: Eukaryota; Fungi; Ascomycota; Sordariomycetes; Glomerellales; Glomerellaceae. Bases 1 to 1416 code for a protein of 471 amino acids. The record is from RefSeq and is a predicted model, not a curated record.
AUGUCCCUUCGUCAGCAAAUCACCAGGCCGCUGGUCAACGAUGUAACCGACGGCUAUCAGCAUACUCACACCGUUGUGUUCCUUCAUCGCUUCAAGGAGGCAACCACCGACGAGGAGCUAAAGACCAAGGUCCUUUCCGAGAAGUUGACUAAAAAUCAUAAGACCCUUCGCGAACAAUUCCCCAACGUUCGUUUUGUGUUUCCUUUCGGGAAGGCUACUCCUCGCCCGUGGAACAAUCUGUCGCCUGAGGACAGAGCCGCUGUCGGCAUGACCAAAAGCUCCAUGCCAUACAUCACCCAGAUCGUCCUCCAGGAGGCUGAGCAUGUCGGUGGUCUGGACCGCGUGAUUCUUGGUGGGCAGGGAGAGACUGCCGAGGCAGCUCACGAGGCUAUGUCGUCAUUCCCCGAGUGCAAGAGUGACAGUGCAGAUGACGUUGCUGUUUUCAUUCAAGAUAAGCUUCACUCGACCUGUACCGAUCUCAGCCAGCUGCGCCUAGCGGGCUUUGUUGGUAUGCAUACCCCCGACGGUGAGAUGACCCGCGAUGUAAGGAACAAGGCGGUCAUGUCCAAGGCAGCUCCAGGGAAGAACAAGAUCAACUCCAGUAUCGUCACCAACACACCUCAUAAGUUCAUCAAUGGUGGAUACACGACGCAGACCAUGACGUGGGAUGGAAAGCGCAUCGACACGUUCGCGGAGUUUCUCGAAUCUAUCCAAGUGUACCGCGUCCCCGACAGAAGGAAGAUGAGCAUAGAGACUCUCGUCCCCAAAGAUCGCAAGCCUGUUGAGAGGUGGGACCCAAGGGAGAACCUCAGCGAUGCACAGAAGUAUGCGCUUGAAAUCGCGGAGCAGAAGAAGGAGAACGAAAAGUUGAGGGAAAAGAUCCUGGUUCGUAUUGAAGCCAACAAGGUUGAGCGCAAGAUCAUUCAGGAAAGGGAGAGAAGGAAACGAGGCACUGCUUCAAAUCCUUCAAAACCUCAUGAUCGAUACGCAGAUACCGUCAAUUCCCUUGGCGAGGAACCAAUCCGACCUUUGAACCGACAUGCUGGUCAGACUUCAAAUCAAUUCGCAUGUCUAGGUCAGUCACUGGAAUCCAUUGACAUUGAAGAGCCAUACACGGAUGAAUCCUCCGAAGAGUCUUCUAACGUUGAUGAAUGCGAGCAGAUCACCCACGCAGGCAAGCCUAGGGCAUCAGUAUCUUCGUCAGAAGAGACGGUAACUCCGACCCCUAGCAGCAAGGGUCGCUCCAAGGGUCGCUUGGUGUCUGGCAAAGCCGAGGUCAAAAGAGCUCGGCAAUCUAGAAAGGCUGGACAAGGGAUCAAUUGGCAGCGACGUAGGCACGGAGAACUGACAGCUGGUCAGAUGGCGGCUUUCGGUUUGUCGGACACAGAGGAUAUCGCUGAAGAUACCGAUGCUUAA